This is a messenger RNA of Cynara cardunculus var. scolymus (artichoke), 486 nucleotides long. RefSeq lists its product as uncharacterized. The record is from RefSeq and is a predicted model, not a curated record. Bases 1 to 486 code for a protein of 161 amino acids. The transcript has a single exon. NCBI's taxonomy places the organism in Eukaryota, Viridiplantae, Streptophyta, Magnoliopsida, Asterales, Asteraceae.
AUGGGUCGUCGUGGUCGUCAACGUCAAUUAGAAACCUGCCCACCCACGGCCACCGGAAUCACCAAAAGAAGCGGCGUGGCGGAAGAAGGCGGAGGAGCGGAAUGUUCCGGGAAGUCAUGCCGAUCUUGCUCGGCCAGGGCGAUUGCCGAUUGUGUGGCGGUAUGUUGCUGCCCAUGUGCCGUCGUCAACUUCUUCACACUUACGUUCCUUAAGCUGCCAUGGAUGAUGGGAAGAAAAUGCUUGGCCAAUAACAAGAAGAAGAGGAAGAAGAAGAAGUUGAAAGAUGUUGGCGUUUCAAGAAACGAGCAAGAAGAAGAUGGGGCAUUGGGAAAAGCAACCGCCAUUGGAGGAGGAGAAUCAGAAGAAGGAAGCCAUAAUAAAUACAGUGCAAGAUUUGAAGCUGAGAAGGUUUGGUUAGAGUUGUAUAGAGUUGAUAAUCUGGGUUUUGGUAGGGUUUCUUUCAAUGGAAUUCAAUCACUUGGGUAG